UUUUUUUUUUUGAAUUCUUUAAAAGAAAACUCAAUAAUAUGCCGUUAGACGAAGAUGAUGAUAGAUUGCACAUGCUUGCUUCAGAAGAUGAUCAUCAAACAAGUUUGUUACCUUCAUCUAGAACUCAACAUAGUUUAACAAAGUCAGAGAUUAUUCAAGGCAUGGCGAAUAGAUUCAUGUACUCUAAAUUCUAUAUUGGACUUUAUUUAGCCUUAGCUAUUUUAAGUUUUGUCUCUAUUAUUAUGUCUCUGAAGGAGAAAUGUCCUUCUUUGUUGUUUAUAAUCUUUGAAGCAAUCAUUAAUGCAGCCAUGAUUAUCGAAGUGAUUAUAAGAUUAUUAGCUCUGGGUCGAAGAUACUGGAGAUCGGUUUGGAAUAUCAUCGAUGUUAUAUUGGUUGUGUUAUGCGCAGUGACAUUGAUUGUUUUGACUACAGGAUGCUCCAUAGAGGAAAGGAGUGAAGCUAUAUUUGAUACUGUUUUAUUAGUUAUUCGUAAUGGAUUUCAGUUAAUCAGAUUAUUUAUGAUGCUUAGAAAAAAUCAAUAUUCAUUAAAUGCUAGAUCUACAAGAAUUGAUUUUGAUGAUAUACCUGAUGUACAGCGUGAACCAUCGUUAGAAUUCACAGCUCUGGAUCAUGAUAGAGGAUUAGAUGAAAGCUUUUUAGAUGAUGAAGACUCUGAUAUAGAUCAACAUCAAUAAGAAUCAACUUUCAUCCUACUGCCUUUUAAGAGUGGUAUUAUUACCGAACUCAAAUAUAUAUAUUCAUGUAUAGAUAUUUAACUUUAUUUUCCCUCUUCCCCCUUCAAAACAUUUCUUUCUCUCUCUCUCUCUCUGUUUUCCUAUUUACGUCCUUUCUAUUCUAUGUAUUAUAUUUUAGUAGCUAAUAAAAAGAUAAGCAC
Molecule: messenger RNA, 895 nt
Organism: Cokeromyces recurvatus
Lineage: Eukaryota; Fungi; Mucoromycota; Mucoromycetes; Mucorales; Mucoraceae
Exons: 6
Coding region: 39-695 (218 amino acids)
Biological process (GO): monoatomic ion transport; transmembrane transport
Cellular component (GO): membrane
Molecular function (GO): monoatomic ion channel activity
Source: RefSeq, a predicted model, not a curated record